AUGAAGCGCAGGUGGCCUAGCCCUGCCGUGGCGGGGCUGGCGGCCGUCUCGGCGCUGCUGUGCGCGCUGCUGGCGCCGGCGCGGGCCGUGGUGCGGGCGGUGCUGGACGCCAACGGCAGCAGCGUGGACUUCGCCCAUCUGCCGGCGCUCUUCGGCGCGCCCCUGGCCCCCGAGGGCUUGCGGGGCUACCUAACGGAGGCCAAGCCGGCCAACGCGUGCCAGCCCAUCGAGGGGCCGCCGCUGACCAACAGCUCCCUGGGCGCCAUCGUCCUCAUCCGCCGCUAUGAUUGUACGUUCGACCUCAAGGUGCUGCACGCCCAGCGGGCCGGCUACGAGGCAGCCAUCGUGCACAACGUGCAGUCGGACGAACUGGUGCGCAUGGGCCACGUGUACGAGCAAGUGCGCCGCCAGAUCGCCAUCCCGUCCGUGUUCGUGGGCGAGGCCGCCUCGCAGGACCUGCGCACGCUCCUGCGCUGUGACAAAUCGGCCCACGUGGUGCUGCUCCCGGACUACCCGGCCUGCCCGGACCUGGACUGCCACCCGGUGCUAGCCGCGUCUUGGCUGCUGGGCCGAGCGCUGGCGCUGGGCCUGGGCGCCUGCCUCGUGCUGCGCCGCCUGAGCUUUUGGUUCUGGAGUUGGUGGAGCCCGGAGCCCUCCGGCCGGCCACGGCGCUUCCGCCGGGCACAGGUGCGCACCUUCACGCGGCGGAACGACCUGUGCGCCAUCUGCCUCGAUGACUAUCAGGAGGGCGACCAGCUCAAGAUCUUGGCCUGCUCGCACGCCUACCACUGCAAAUGCAUCGACCCCUGGUUCGCGCGCACCGCCCGCCGCUCGUGCCCUGUGUGCAAACAGUCCGUGGCCAGCACCGAGGACGGCUCCGAUUCCACCGUGGACAGUUUCGGCGACGACGACCCGUCGUCCCUGCCCGGCCACCAGCCACCGAUCUGGGCCAUCCAGGCGCGCCUCCGCUCCCGGAGGCUGGAGCUGCUGGCCCGGGCCGGUCCGCGGACACGCUGCAGUGUGGGGUCCUUGGGUGUGGCGGAGACAGUGGUCUCCUCGGGCACCGGCACGUCCCAGGGACCCUCCUGA
Ochotona curzoniae (black-lipped pika) is the source of this 1089-nucleotide messenger RNA. It is a transcript of the gene ZNRF4, whose product is annotated as zinc and ring finger 4. The record is from RefSeq and is a predicted model, not a curated record. Bases 1 to 1089 code for a protein of 362 amino acids. NCBI's taxonomy places the organism in Eukaryota, Metazoa, Chordata, Mammalia, Lagomorpha, Ochotonidae. The transcript has a single exon. Gene Ontology annotation, cellular component: cytoplasm; nucleoplasm.